This is a messenger RNA of Trichoplusia ni (cabbage looper), 1137 nucleotides long. RefSeq lists its product as uncharacterized. The coding region runs from base 1 to 1137 and encodes 378 amino acids. Lineage: Eukaryota; Metazoa; Arthropoda; Insecta; Lepidoptera; Noctuidae. Gene Ontology annotation, biological process: DNA integration. The transcript is spliced from 2 exons. Gene Ontology annotation, molecular function: nucleic acid binding. The record is from RefSeq and is a predicted model, not a curated record.
AUGGCACAUUCACGUCAAGAUGCGGAGAUACAAGCAGUUAAGAAUGGCCUUUACAGCAACCAGUGGAACGAUCUUACCAAAGGCUAUAAAAUAUUCCAAGACGAGUUGUGUUUUUAUCAAGACAUCCUGUUAAGAGGGACUAAGAUCGUAAUGCCACAAAAACUCCGAGAUCCGACAUUGCGUAUUGCACAUGAGGGCCACCCAGGCAUAUGUGCCAUGAAAACUAGACUGAGGACUAAGGUCUGGUGGCCAAAAUGUGAUAGAGAUGCCGAGAACUUUUGCAAGGCGUGCAAAAGUUGUGUUUUGGUCUCGACUCCCAAUCCUCCUAACCCCAUGAAAAGGAGAGAGCUACCUUCGGAACCAUGGGUGGACACCGCAGUGGACCUGAUGGGCCCACUACCUAGUAAUGACUACAUCUUCGUAAUCGUGGACUAUUACUCUCGAUACAAGGAAGUGAAGGUUUGUCGGACAAUUACGAGCUCAGAAAUUAUCAACCAACUGAAGGACAUUUUCAGUAGAUUAGGUAAUCCAGUGUCCAUCACGGCCGACAACGGUCGUCAAUUUACCAGCGAGGAUUUCAAACUUUUUUGCUCCGAAAGAAACAUCAAGCUUUAUAACACCAAACUCUACUGGCCCCAACAAAACGGAGAAGUGGAGAGACAAAAUAGGGACAUCUUAAAACGCCUCAAGAUCGCACAGGCUGAGAAGAAAAAUUGGAAAGAGUCUCUCCGGGAGUAUAUGGCGGCAAUUCAGAGACAAUUACCGAUGAUACAAGAUAUGACGUACAGCUCGGAAGACUCGGAGAUGAGAGAUAGAGACAAAGAAUUAAAAGAGAAAGGAAAGGAGUAUGCAGAUAGGAAAAGGCGAGCAGUGGAAAGUGAAUUGAAUAUAGGGGAGAAGGUCUACGUAAAGAGUAUGCAUAAAAGUAACAAAUUGAGCCUCAAUUAUGAGCCAAUAUCACAUACCGUUGAGUCCAACAAAAACGGAGAUGUAGAAUUGCGCAAUGAUAACACAGGCCAAGUAGUUAGACGAAACAUUCUGCACCUAAAGCGAGUAGAAGGACAGUGGAAGGUAGAUAACGGAACUGAAGAUAUAGAUGCAGAACAUUCAAACAAGAGUGAAACCGAUUCUGAUUAA